UGCUUCUUUCACUUCCAGAGUUCCAGUUUCUCUGAAGAGACCAAACACACAACAAACUCAACAACUGAGAGAGAUCUUGUUUAGGAUGAAGAAGCUGGCUAGAAAACUCAGAAAGUCUCAGAACGAUGACCUCUCUCUUCCUACUCGGGACGACCCGGCUCCAAUGGACACCCAAGAACAAGAGGAAUUGGUUCGAUCCUUUGAGAAGAGCCAAGCUCAACAGAGUCGUAUGUGGAGGGCUUUAUUUGCAUCACUUCUCUUCUGCUUCGCUGCGUUUCUUAUGCACUCAAUCCAUCAGCAAGUUUCGUCUCCUUGGGAACUGCGUUUUCAUGCUUACUUCAUGGAGGAGAUGGACUCAUGGAUGAUAAUAUCUGCAGAUUGGCUAGCUGUGGUAGCAUGUUCAUUAGCAAUCAAAGGAUUACUUCAUAAUUCAAAGCAUCACAGGCGAUGGAUUUGGUUCUCGUUCCUUACUGGCAUCAUAGUCGCAGUUUUCUGGUUGUAUUACAUGUUAAGAUUGCCAAGGUUCCGCUGGGAUGUAAUCUGGCUUCCGUUUGGACCUAUAAGUGGCACUGGACUCUCUCUAUAUGUGGAUCAUCUGCUACUGGAGUCAUCAGAAGAGAUAAGAAAACUUCGUGGCUAUAUGUAUGCUUACAAAGCCAGCUGAACAUCAUCUUGGUCAUCAUUUUGCUUACAUUAUAUGUAUGAUAGCACGUAGACAUGGAAUAGACUUCAAUUUUGAAUCUGGUGCAGAAUAGAAGCAAAGAUGGAUACUUCAAUAGAACCUCCUUAGUUGCUGUACACUGAGGAUGUAGUAUGUAACAGAGAGGAAGAUUGUUAAAACUUUUUUUAUUUC
Messenger RNA from Fragaria vesca subsp. vesca, 853 nucleotides. RefSeq lists its product as uncharacterized. Bases 86 to 664 code for a protein of 192 amino acids. The record is from RefSeq and is a predicted model, not a curated record. NCBI's taxonomy places the organism in Eukaryota, Viridiplantae, Streptophyta, Magnoliopsida, Rosales, Rosaceae. The transcript has 7 exons.